CCUAUAUAUUACAUACUUUAUGUAACAAAAAACAUUCUCCAAAAUCAGUGUUUCCAUUACAAGCAAAGCAACACACCCUCUUUUCAUUCAUAUUAUCUUAAACCCUUCCCAAAUACACACACAACAAAAUUCACCACUAUGACAAAAAAUUGUGACUACCACGAAGACGAACACCGCCAACUCAUCCGGCGCAUAUUUGCCGGAAUCCUUAGCUUCAUAAUCCUCAUACUUCUUAUAGUCUUCUUAGUAUGGAUCAUCCUCCGACCAACCAAACCCCGGUUCAUCCUCCAAGAUGCAACCGUUUUCGCCUUCAACCUCUCCUCCACUGGCGAAACACCUUCUUCCACCAUGCCUACACCAAACACCCUAACCCUCACAAUUCAAGUCACUCUUUCAUCCUUCAAUCCAAACUCGAAAAUUGGUAUUUAUUAUCACAAACUUGACGCAUACGCUUCCUAUAGAGGACAACAAAUCUCUUUAGCCACUGAACUACCACAAACUUAUCAAGGACACCGCGAUGUCGCAGUUUGGUCUCCUAUACUCUAUGGUGUGGCUGUUCCUGUUUCGCCUUACUUGUCGGAGAUUCUCCGGCAAGAUCAAACUUCAGGUGGAGUGAUGGUCAACAUUAAAGUCAACGGGAGAGUUAAGUGGAAAGUUGGGACUUGGGUUUCUGGAAGGUACCAUAUUGAUGUCAACUGUCCGGCGUUUAUCAGGGUGGCCGGCAAUAAGGGUGACGACGGUUUCGGAGUUUCUGGUCCGGCGGUGAAGUUUCAGUUUUUGCAAAGUUGUGUUGUUGAUGUUUAAGUAAUUAAUGUUUAAGCAAAGUAAUUUGCUUUCAUUAUUGCUACUAGUGUUCUUCUAAUUACUCUUGAUUCUCAACUAGCCUUUUCUAAAAAUGUUCUUUUUUUCCACUUUCUUUUUAAUUAUUACUUUUUGAAAAGUAAUAGGAUAAAGUUUCAUUCAGCCUUUUAGUAUGGAAAAAAAGUUACAUGAAUAAUAACUUUUGUUCUGGUUGAUUACUCAUGAAGAAAAUGUCCUAUGCUUAAUUAUUUGAUUUGCUUCUUGAGGAAUGAGAAGUAGGAUUAAAGUGAAAUUCUAAGAAAGUGUCUCAUUGGGACUCUUCUUUUUAGUAUAUUGAGACCUUGUUCUAUUUAUAAUUUGUGGAUUAAAUGAAUUGUAUGAUUGUACCAA
Trifolium pratense (red clover) is the source of this 1191-nucleotide messenger RNA. Its product is annotated as NDR1/HIN1-like protein 1. The coding region runs from base 139 to 804 and encodes 221 amino acids. Gene Ontology annotation, biological process: defense response to other organism. The transcript has a single exon. The record is from RefSeq and is a predicted model, not a curated record. NCBI's taxonomy places the organism in Eukaryota, Viridiplantae, Streptophyta, Magnoliopsida, Fabales, Fabaceae.